Anoplophora glabripennis (Asian longhorned beetle) is the source of this 4408-nucleotide messenger RNA. It is a transcript of the gene lqfR, whose product is annotated as clathrin interactor 1. Bases 120 to 4358 code for a protein of 1412 amino acids. Gene Ontology annotation, biological process: endocytosis. Gene Ontology annotation, cellular component: clathrin vesicle coat; endosome; plasma membrane. Gene Ontology annotation, molecular function: phospholipid binding; clathrin binding. The transcript is spliced from 5 exons. The record is from RefSeq and is a predicted model, not a curated record. NCBI's taxonomy places the organism in Eukaryota, Metazoa, Arthropoda, Insecta, Coleoptera, Cerambycidae.
UAUGGCUGAAAGCUGGCCAAGUCACCGUUUUUGCAAACUUUAGGCAGUGUACUAUUUUUUUUUAUAAGUGAAGUAGGAAAUAUAUAUGUUAUAAAUAUUUAGAUCUCAAAAAUUUGAAAAUGGAAAAUCUUUUUAGUAUGUGGAAAGUGCGAGAACUCGCAGAUAAGGUGACAAAUGUUGUUAUGAAUUAUACCGAGAUCGAGGCAAAAGUCAGGGAGGCCACAAACGACGAAGCGUGGGGCCCCACCGGACAAAUAAUGCAAGAAUUAGCUCAUUCUACUUUCACAUAUGAACAUUUCCCAGAAGUGAUGUCAAUGCUGUGGAAAAGAAUGCUCCAAGAUAACAAGCAACACUGGCGAAGAACAUACAAAUCACUUUUGGUACUAAAUUAUUUAAUUAAAAAUGGAUCAGAACGAGUGGUGACCUCGGCUAGAGAACAUAUCUAUGAUUUAAGGUCCUUAGAAAAUUAUACAUAUAUCGAUGAAAUAGGAAAAGACCAGGGUGUUAAUAUAAGACAUAAGGUGAAAGAACUCAUAGACUUCAUACAGGAUGAUGACAGACUGAGGGAGGAACGCAAGAAAGCUAAGAAAAAUAAAGACAAAUAUAUUGGCAUGAGUUCAGACACGAUUGGAAUGAGAUUUGGGUCAGGUCGGGAAACUUGGGACGAUAAGUCUUACAAUAAAGAGGGAUACGAGGAUUGGGACGACAAUUCCACGAAUCGUUACAGAGAUCGUACUUUCGACGAAGAAUACGACGUAGACAAAGAAGAUAGCGAUACAGAGACGAAGCAAAACAAUUAUGCAAACAACAUAAAGAAAUACAAAGAUACCGAACAGCCCAAUAGCCCAACGCAUGUGGAAAAGCGCGUCAAUAUCAACAUAAACACUUCUUUAACGAAUUCCCCCAAAAAAAUAAACAAACCGCUGAAAAAAGUCGAUUUAGGGGCAGCAGCUAAUUUCGGUAGAGCGACUAGUCAAAGCCCGAUGCCCCAGGGCGAUAGAGAUUUACUAAACGAUGAUUUCAACCCGAGAGCCAGCGAAGCGCAAGAAGAGUCCAAGUCCGCAUCGGAAUUCGGAGAUUUCGAGACUGCCUUCGAGCACAACACCGCUGCUGCUGUCGCCGCACAUAAGCAAGACGACGGUUUCGCCGACUUCAGCUCGGCCUUCUCACACAACGUAGCUCAAAGCAACCAGCAAUUCUCCGCCUUGCCUAACUUACUAGGCCCUACGCCGAAUGUGGUGCCGAACGUGAUACCGCCACCGAAUACGACUGCGAACGUUCCUAAUCUGUUCUUGAACGUGGGAGGCGGUACUCACCCGAAUAUCGCCGGCAAUAAUUAUAUCGGAGGCGCGCCGCAAGUAGGUAGUCCCGCUCAGAGCCAAAACCUUCUAGGGAAUAGUUUUGUAAACGCGGCCAAGCUACCGGCCCAACAACCCCAGAAGGGCAACAGCAACGAUUUGUUAGGGGACCUGUCGGAUUUCGGCAGUUUGAGUAUUCAGCCUCAGUCGGCGAUUUCGACGCCGGCGAAUAAUAAUUUAGGGUUACUUGGCAGCUCAAAUAAUGAUCUCUUGGACGGAUUAGGGUCGGAUACCAAUAAAGACGAGGCGCGGGUCACUUUGAGUUUGAUAAGUAAGUGCGUGAGUGAAGUUUCAAGAAGGGAAGUGAGAAUGACAAAGAAAACGCCGUCCCAAAAAAAAUUGGAGGAACUGACAUACAACGGCAUUAAGUCUCUGGAAAGCUUCGAGAAAUUGACGUCACAGAGUGACAUCGAGAACGUUCUGUCACUAAUCGAUUUGUUGUUGGAAUUUUUACCGGGACCUUUAACGGUUCAGAAAUUAAUCAAUGUCGAUGAGUUAUCUUGUGCUGCAUCUUACGCUGAAAACUGUUACGUCGUAUUUAUAGACACACUCGUUAAUCUUUUCGAUAAUAAUUUUCCGUUUAGGGGAGGUCAAUUGUAUGAAUCCGUCAAAAAUUUAUUUUGCGUUGAAGACCGUACGAUUUUUAGAGAAAACUUUGAAUGUCUUAUGAAACAUUUACGGGCAGAUCGGAAAAAAGUAGCCAACGUAAUUGUGUCUUUGUUACAAAUUUCAUUGCAAUCCGAAGGAUUUUUUGCCUGCGUUUUUCAUCACAUAUCUGAUAUCAAUAUAAACGAUAAUUUUAUUGAAGAGGACAGACUGACGUCUUUUAAUAAUAUCUUAAAGAUGUUAAUUUCUUUACCCAAUAGGGUCGCUAAUAUUUUGGAGGGUGACGUACCAAAUUUUUUCGUUCCGAAGAACUUCACAAAAUUUUUAAUUACAAACAUCCUACAACUAAUAGAAUUUGUAUCGGAAUGUAUAAAGUUGGACCCGAAGUACGAAUCUUGCGUAAGUUUUCAAAAUAUCUCCAACAUAUUAAGUAAAGUUUUUGUAAAUUUCAAUGAAAGAUUGAAUUCUGAAGUGCUAAUAGUAUUUACAGAAAUUGCAGCUGUAUUAACUAAUAAAGUAACGAACAAAACACAUUUGUAUAAAAAAAUAUUUCAAAACAUUUUCAAGUGUUUCGAUAAACCCGCAGUGGAAAUUGCGGCGAAAUUGUUUCUGUUGAAUGUAAAUCCGGAAAAAUAUACUAUUACGGAAAUUUGGGGGAAACAAUUAAUAAAAAACGAUAAUUGGAAAUUCGUUUUAUGCACCAAGAUACCUCUUCUGACUUGUUUCGAAAAAGAUUACUCCAACUUGGUUAUAAAUUUAGUCGUUUAUCUCAGUUCUUCUUCCGAAUUCCAUUUAGUAAACUUGCUAAUAAAUUUACUGACGAUUUGGGCAGAUAGAUCGUCUAUAAGCCAUACUAGCGUCGAGCAGCAUAUAUUUAUUUCCAAAACUAUCGUGUAUAUUAUAAACUCCCUGCAAAAUAUCGGUUUGAACGAUCACGAUAGGUCAAAAAUUCAAAAAUUAAUUUUCUCUGGCAUUUCGGUGCACCUGGAAUCUACGGUAGACCUAGUUAGAAGUUCUGGAAUGAAAACCGGAGAAAUAGUGAUAAACUUUUUGUAUAAAGAAUCGGAAAAUAGGUCAGAGAUGGAAUUAAAAUUCGAUUACGAUACUUUAAAAGAGGAGAGUAAAAAUAUCGUCACCAACUUGCAAAAUAUAAUCGACGAGGAUAUGCAACAAUAUUUUAAACAAAAAUGUGACUUUAAUACAACGGUAGAUGAACUAAUAACAAAACUUACAGCAAGUGAUGAUCAAAACUUCGAAUAUAUUCCCCCGGAACGUAAAUUUAGGAGUAGGAAAGCGUUGGAACCGCAAAACGAAGUUGUAUUGUCUGAAUCUCUUAAACCGAAUCGUGGUAUUAAAAUAAUAGACAAUACCGAUUUCGAAUUAGACUCCGACGAUGACUUGGAGCCUUACGACUUAUCAAACGAUGUUAAAGUAGCGAAGAAAAACCCUCCCGCCUACUUAAGAGACUUACGAGACGGAUUAUUAGAAACCGAGGAUCAUGAAACGUUUGCGCUGAGUUUGGAAAACUGCGAGAACCUGAUUGUUACACAGUUACCCGACGACGACGCUGCUAUCGGUUUAGAAAUUUUGGAAAUAUUGAUUUCCUUGGAGCCCAGAUUCUACGUAGAUAACUUUGAUGGUUUAGUUUUUCAAAGUUGUGUUGCAAUCACGUGCGUUUACCCCGCCUUUUAUGCCGAAUAUCUGUGUAAACAGAUCCACGCGGACUUAGGCACGUAUUCGAUAGCUCGUCGCAUUUUUAUGUUGGACGUUCUGAGACGAGCGGCUGGAAGCCUUUCGAAUUUAAAGCCUGACGAACCGCAGGGUAACGUUACCAAGAGAACCAGAGAAUUAAGUAGCGCGGAGGAAGUCAUACGAAAAAGAUUGGAAAGCAAAACCAGGUAUUUCAAAAAACACAAGUAUUCCCGAUUGGAAAAACCGAACAAAUUCGCUGAAGUGGCGGGGUAUUUCUUUUUCCCGCUCUUGUACGGCUUCAACCAGAAUAAAAUGCUUUGUCAGUCGACGAAGGAAGAUUGCGAUUAUAUUCUGUUGAUACACUUCGUGGAAACUUUGGCUGUGUUGAUGUGGUCGGCAAAAAAUUGUCCGGUAGCUCCCAGGAUGGGCAAGGAAAUUUUCCAUUUUUCGUGGUAUUUACGGUUCCAUGUCGACGUUAAAGUUAGGAUGGGGAUAUUAAGUCUUAUUUCUAGUGCCAUUCUGAACGUUCCGCAGAGUAUUUUACUGCAAGAUUUUAUUAACGAGCUGCUGGAGAUACGGUUGUGGUUGGGCGAUUUGCUAAACCCAGCCAGAGGAGAACCUAAUUCGGAGUGUAGAAAUUUAGCCGGGUGCGCCAUGGUUCUUAUAGAAAAUAUCCUUAAAGUUGAUGUCGAUGAAAAUUAAAAUUUAAGUUUGUAAUUUAGAUUUUUGUAUGAAAAAUGUGUUAUGCUUUC